Messenger RNA from Pseudoliparis swirei, 324 nucleotides. RefSeq names its product cocaine- and amphetamine-regulated transcript protein-like. NCBI's taxonomy places the organism in Eukaryota, Metazoa, Chordata, Actinopteri, Perciformes, Liparidae. The record is from RefSeq and is a predicted model, not a curated record. Gene Ontology annotation, molecular function: neuropeptide hormone activity. The coding region runs from base 1 to 324 and encodes 107 amino acids. Gene Ontology annotation, biological process: negative regulation of appetite; adult feeding behavior; positive regulation of MAPK cascade. The transcript is spliced from 3 exons.
AUGCUCGGCGCUCGUGCUCUCCUCCUCGCGGCCACCUGCUGCUGCGCGUACUUGUGGCUCGCUCACGCAGAGGACUCCUCGAUGGAGACGCGCUCCUUGGAUUUCCCCCUGAAGAGCCAACAGGAGAAAGAGCUGAUCGACGCGCUGCAGGAAGUUCUCGAGAAGCUGAGAAGCAAAGAGAUGCCCUUAGAGAAAAAACUGGGCUGGCUGCCUUUGUGUGACACCAGGGAGCCGUGCGCCGUGCGUAAAGGUGCGCGUAUUGGCACGCUGUGCAGCUGUCCCCGGGGCACUUCCUGUAACUUUUAUAUUCUCAAAUGUUUGUGA